AUGGAGGCCGCUCCCGCUGUCAGGCAGGUAAUAAAGGAAGGGGAUUCAAGCUUUGCACAGGAAGAGUUAGAGGAAAACCCUAGUCCUAUUGUUGAUGAGAAUAAUACAGUCAGCGAAAAACAGGGACCAAAGGUACAUAACUGGAGUGGUGACUGGAGCUUUUGGAUUUCAAGUUCCACCUAUAAAGACAGGAAUGAAGAAUACAAAAGACAGUUCACACAUCUGCCUGAUACAGAGAAGCUCAUAGCAGAUUAUGCUUGUGCUCUUCAAAGAGACAUUUUGCUUCAGGGAUGACUAUACCUUUCAGAAAACUGGCUAUGUUUCUAUAGCAACAUCUUCAGAUGGGAAACUACAAUUUCUGUUGCUUUAAAGAAUAUAACCUUCAUGACCAAGGAGAAAACCACUCGACUCAUCCCAAAUGCUAUCCAAAUCGUUACAGAGGGUGAAAAGUUUUUCUUUACAUCCUUUGGUACCAGGGAUAGAAGUUACCUCAGUAUCUUCAGGCUGUGGCAGAAUGUAUUAUUAGAAAAGAACUUGACCAAACAAGAAUUCUGGCAGCUGCUCCAGCAGAACUAUGGCACUGAGCUUGGCUUAAAUGCUGAAGAGAUGGAGAACUUAUCCCCGUCUAUAGAGGAUCAUGUGCAGCCAAGAAGUCCAGGAAGAAACAGCUUGGAUGACUUGGGAGAGCAGGAUGAAAAAUUAGCCAAGUCAAUCAGUUUUACCCGUGAAUCAGUUAGUCGGGUUUCAGAAAUGGAUUCUGCCGAUGGACAUUCACCCAAGGGGGGAUUUGGGAAAGAGGAACCCCAAAGUGAGAAACAGAUCAAAAAGAGUCCUUUGCUAACUUCAGAAAUGAGAUUAAGUAGAGUGGUACCAAAAUCACUGGACUUGAAUAAAAAUGAGUAUCUUUCUCUGGAUAAAAGUAGCACUUCAGAUUCUGUUGAUGAAGAAAAUAUUCCUGAGAAAGAUCUUCAUGGAAGACUUUAUAUCAACCGUGUUUUCCACAUCAGUGCUGAGAGAAUGUUUGAGUUGCUCUUUACCAGUUCCCGCUUUAUGCAGAAAUUUGCCAAUUCUAGGAAUAUAAUAGAUGUAGUAUCUACUCCUUGGAAAGUACAACCUGAUGGUCAUCAACUGAGGAACAUGAACUACACUAUUGUCCUUAAUAAUCCACUGACUGGAAAAUGCACCUCUGUCAGUGAAAAGCAGACACUAUAUAAAGAAAGUCGGGCAACACAGUUUUAUUUGGUAGAUUCAGAAGUAAUGACACAUGAUGUCCCCUACCACGAUUACUUCUAUACCCUGAACAGAUACUAUAUCAUCCGAGUUUCGAAUCAGAAAUGCCGGCUGAGAGUUUCCACAGAUUUGAAAUACAAAAAACAACCAUGGGCCCUUAUCAAAUCUUUGAUUGAGAAGAAUUCCUGGAGUUCAUUGGAGGACUAUUUCAAACAGCUUGAAUCAGAUUUGUUAAUGGAAGAAUCUAUAUUAAGUCAGUCCAUUGAAGACCCUGGAAAACUUAGUGGCCUACGGAGGAGAAGGCGAACAUUCACCCGAACAGCAGAAACAAACCCUAAACUUUCUUCUCUGCGUUCUUCUGGAGAUGUGGGCUUAGAUGCCAAAGGGGAUAUUACAGGAAAGAAAAAGGAAAUGGGAACCUACAGCAUCGCUCUUAUUGUGGUGAUGAGUAUUUUUUUGCUGUUGCUAGUUUUGUUGAAUGUGACACUGUUUCUGAAGCUGUCAAAGUUAGAAUAUGCUGCUCAAUCCUUUUAUCGUCUCCACCUCCAAGAAGAGAAGUCUUUAAAUUUAGUCUCUGAUACGGUGUCAAGAGCAGAAAAUAUUGAAAACAACAGUGAACGGGCACAUAGUUUAAAAGGAGUGCUCCGAGACUCCAUUGUGAUGCUGGAACAGUUGAAGAGCUCACUCAUCAUGCUUCAGAGAACUUUUGAUCUACUAAAUAGGAACAAGACGGGUAUGGCUGUUGAAAGCUAGUGAGCUUAAGGACUGAAAUUGUAGAGACACUUGGAACUAAAAGCAAAAAUCUAGAAGGAAACCAGAGGAUGAAGGAUUUUAAUCAUCACAGGAACAUCUCCAUAUUUUCUCAUCAUUGGUACUUCUGAUAUGAGCAUUCUUUUUAAAUAACAUUUACUUGAUAGUCUCCGAUGGCCUUAAAAAUCCGUCCUUUUACUUAUACAUAAUUAUAAGCUGUGAAUUUCUUCAGUGAACCAUGAAAUAUACUGUGGAUUUAAAUUUCUGUGAUACAAAAAGAAAAUGGAACAUUCUGAACUGAGUAGUACGGCCUCAUAUUUUUAGUGAGGUUGGAAGUUUGAUGUUUUUUGUUAGUGUAGAAUCAGUACAUGUCCAGUGGGUUCCUUUACAGUGGAGAGAGCUUGAAGAGGCUAAAGAAGACAAUAUAAAAAGAAACCUCUCAAUCAUUACUAAUUUUGAAGGAUUAGUCUUUAGGCAUAUGAAAUUACUAGAUUUGUGUACUGUAAAUGUCUGUCUAUUUAGCAGGUAAAUUCAGUAGUCACACUUUUGCAUCUACUUGUGAUUGUUACCUGAAAGGCUCUCCAGCCAUGUUGUAUCUUUAUGAAAGAAGUAGUUUUUCCUUCAGGUAGCUAGCUUGCCUCUUCAUGCAUCAAAUGACAGAAAAGUCAGUGUCCAUGAAGGAAACAUAUAGGAUAUUAACAUUAAAGAGGAAAAAGCAUGCUGAGUUUUCAAAACCAGAUUAUAUGAACAUCUGGGCAGUUAGUGACAGGGCAAAUUAAUACUUGAACUAAGCUUAGUUUUAGCUUAGCAGUCUUUCAUGGUGGAAGUAAGCUGUCUGGUUGAAAAUAAUUUAUGUAUUAGUUUUCAGUAGCCAGUUAUGGCAUGUUUUAAUACUUAAGGUAAAAGCCAGACACAGACUUUGCUCUUUAAUAAAAAAAACUUUGGGGGGGCAUUAUGUCCCAACACAAAUAAAUGUACUGAUUGAAGUUGUCAGACUCAAGAUUUGAUUUUUUCAUAACAAGUUUUUAGGCAUAUAUCUCAAUACAAGUGAUGCUUCUGGAACAAGAGAAAUUUGUAUAUAUUCUUGGAACAACCAUUGCCUUUAAAUGUUUCCCUUUUUUAGAGUCACUUGGGAUUACUAAAGUCAUUUUUUGAGAUGCCUGCAGAGAAUGAAAGUAUUGACUCGGUUAGAGGGAAAAUGGGCUUUUCUGGAUGAAUCCCCAUAAGCCUACCUUGGGGUACCAGUGUACUUAGGGACUUUUUGAUGAAGAUUUAAUAAGUGUCUGGCUGUGAGCAAGUGACUGCAUUAAAAACUUGAACCCUUGUUCUUUGUGAAAUUCACAAAAAUGAUGAGUGACAAGUUGAGUAUUUUUGUGAUGCUUCUUUAAAACUUGUACUUCAUAAUAUACCUCAAAGAAAAUUACCAAAAUAGUUUAUAAAUCAAG
Talpa occidentalis (Iberian mole) is the source of this 3425-nucleotide messenger RNA. It is a transcript of the gene GRAMD1C, whose product is annotated as GRAM domain containing 1C. Gene Ontology annotation, molecular function: sterol transfer activity; sterol binding. Lineage: Eukaryota; Metazoa; Chordata; Mammalia; Eulipotyphla; Talpidae. The record is from RefSeq and is a predicted model, not a curated record. Gene Ontology annotation, cellular component: plasma membrane; endoplasmic reticulum-plasma membrane contact site; endoplasmic reticulum membrane. Gene Ontology annotation, biological process: intracellular sterol transport.